This is a messenger RNA of Aspergillus thermomutatus, 321 nucleotides long. Its product is annotated as CVNH domain-containing protein. The record is from RefSeq and is a predicted model, not a curated record. NCBI's taxonomy places the organism in Eukaryota, Fungi, Ascomycota, Eurotiomycetes, Eurotiales, Aspergillaceae. The transcript is spliced from 2 exons. The coding region runs from base 1 to 321 and encodes 106 amino acids.
AUGAGCUUCCACCUCAGCGCUGAAGACAUCCGUAUCGAGGAUAACCAUGUCCUCGUUGCCCGACUCCGCAACUCCAAUGGUGACCUGCAGGACGCCCAGAUUGACCUAAACCACUUCCUCGGAAAUGACAACGGCCACUUUCAAUGGGAAGGUGUCAACUUCUCCGAAUCCGCCGAGGAUGUUCACUUCGCUAUCGAGGGAGGCGGCGAGGUUCCCGUCCUUCGGGCUCGUUUGGCAAACACGGAAGGAGAAUACCAAGAUGCUGAUGUCAACCUGUCUGAGCGCGUUAUCAAUGUUGAUGGCCACUUUGAAUUCCAGUGA